GAGAUUUUCUAAAUACCCCUCCGUCACUCUUCGCCACAGGAUGGAUAUCGGCACUGUUUAUUUUUCGGCGACUCUUCCCCCAUCUUAAUCUGGCAACUGAAUCGUCAUCUCCCGACUGGUCACUGAUUACAUCCGUAUAAUGGAUUUAAUGUGUGUGGAGGAACCACCAACACCGUUACUAACUUCUGAGAUGAGCACCUCGGAUCCACUUGUUGGUUUUUGUGAGUCCUUUUCAACACCAAGAAAGUUACUACCAUCCCAGGGGAACAAGUUAGAGUACCUUCUGCUUUGUAGUUGCUGGAAUUUCAAAGGAGUUCUCAUUAUUUGUUCUUAUGUAUUUCAUGUAAUUUCAGGAUUUCAAUGUAUUGUUAAAUUUUAAGUUGCAUUUAAAAAAGUUGGGUAUUUUCCCUUUCAUUAAUGCAUUUAAAAAAGUUGGGUAUUUUCCCUUUCAUUAAUGCAGUGAAAAAUCUUAGGUCUUGCAGUAAACAGAAGUACAUAGCAGAGGAAGGCAUUUAACUGAUUUAUUCUAGCAGCUUCUUGAAAAUUCUUAAAAAUCAGAUUAUUCAGUGUCAACAAGAAUCUAUUCAUUCCUCCAUUUCGUUUAUGACGGAGUACUACUAAAAAGAUUAAAUUAUG
This is a messenger RNA of Cuscuta campestris, 636 nucleotides long. The record is from the annotation of a GenBank genome assembly. NCBI's taxonomy places the organism in Eukaryota, Viridiplantae, Streptophyta, Magnoliopsida, Solanales, Convolvulaceae.